Anarrhichthys ocellatus (wolf-eel) is the source of this 6902-nucleotide messenger RNA. It is a transcript of the gene gpc3, whose product is annotated as glypican 3. Gene Ontology annotation, biological process: cell migration; positive regulation of canonical Wnt signaling pathway; regulation of protein localization to membrane. The record is from RefSeq and is a predicted model, not a curated record. Bases 3125 to 4675 code for a protein of 516 amino acids. The transcript is spliced from 8 exons. Gene Ontology annotation, cellular component: plasma membrane; cell surface; extracellular region. NCBI's taxonomy places the organism in Eukaryota, Metazoa, Chordata, Actinopteri, Perciformes, Anarhichadidae.
CAUCAACUUCAAGCUUGGGCAUGUUGCGGCUCCGUGGGUGUUUUUACGCACUUGGCGGCGCGCAUGUGUGGUGACUGCAUCCUUAGAUUGCUUGCACUUCUGUAGGUUAAAAAUACAUGUUAACUCAAAUUCAAUUCCACUGUUGAGUUUCGGAGGACUACACCGUUACCACGGUCCUGUAGACUGCUGACUUCAGUGAGAGAAAACCCACACACACUCUCUCCAUCCCCCCGGCUGAACGUUCACCGACCUGCCGCAAAAGAGAGAAAGAAAGAAAAUCUAUUGGCCAGUAAAGCAUCUUGUUAAAAGUGCAGGUUGAAUUAUAUAAGCCACAGUUAACUGUUAAAUAACAAGCUUACAGAAUCGAUUGGCUCCAGUAUCGAUCCAAACGUGGAGCCAAGUAACCCAACUUUGAUUUGGUGCUGUAUAAAUUGGAAGCAGAUGUUGGCAGCAUUUGUUUGUUAUGAAUCUUCUGCUAAAUUUGAGGGUUUCUGUUCUUUAUAUGAUGAUGAUGAGGGUGGACUGUAUGCACCUAUUAAAAAAAUAGAUCAGCACUCUUCCCUUUAUGAGUUAAUAAAUAAUCCGUGCUCCAGCGGGUCCUUAUUCCAUAUUGUCACAGGAUUUAUAGAUUAGUGGUGUGAUGGGAAUUGUGACCGCCCUGCAAACACAUCUGUAAUAGAAGCGGUUAUCCAAAGAGGUAAUUACUGUUCCCUGGAGCUCAAAUGUCAGCGAGUCUGCCUCGGAGGAGGGAAGGAAGUGUCUUGACUUUUAAGACGUGAGGAAAAACACAUUGAGCUGAUGGGGCGGGGGAAGGGAAAUAAUUCUGGUGUUUUUCUCGAUGAAGGUUAACAGCUAUAGAACCCCAUUUAUUUUGCAGAACACAGCACGUCCGCGCAACACCGGAGAGCCUGUUGCACGCAUUCCGAUCCAGAGAGCCCUCUCAUGCGGCUGAAUCAUCAGCCAGCUGCAAAUGUUAAUUAGGUUUUGUAGUGUCAUGUCAGCGCGCGCGGGGUGCAAGGGCUCCAGGUUAACAGCUUUUCCUUUUUCUCAGCAUGCAAUUCUCGCUCACCUGAUUUUCAAAGAGGUUUGCCAAAAUAACGCAAUAAGUGCGCCGCGAACCCUGCGAGGAGUGUGAUGAAUCGCAAAAAUGAUUCAAAUCGAACAGAAAAGGAAAGACGGUGCGACGCACUUUGCAGCGCGCUUUGUCACACUCAAUCCAUCCCGUGUUAUCUGCGGGUGCACGUGGCUCCAACCACUACGCCCUACAUCUUUCCGUGCAUGAAUCUUUAAUCCCACACCUUCCACCGAGGCCAUCGUGCGUUUUAAGAGAAAUAUUUAACCCCCCUCUCCCCUCCACACACACAUCUCAAAUGUGAGGCACAGCAGCGGCUGUGCACCUUAACUGGGGGUUCAGUCUGAGCUGGACGGCCUGAAGCUCCAAACCAUUACUCACACUGGAAAUCAAUCCACCAGUCAGCUGAGGGACAAUUCAUCCUCGCCGGUUACACGUUCCCAAGAUGCCUGCGGCUCCUCUGCUGCUGCGUGAUUGCUGGUUUUAUGAAGUGAGCUGGUUGCUACAGUGUUUUAUCAAGUGUCCGAUGGUAACGCAACAAAUCACAGAGCCAGCUUUUUAGAUUGACGUAGAACACUGAUUCGAAAACCCGUUGGUUUCAGAUCCUGAGGCAGCUCCACAAACAUGCGUACAUCUUUAUUGUACUGUCCGAUUGUUCCCAAUUUGGCUUACAAACGUGAUUUUGAAAGGAUGACGUGUUAAAUCCGCGAAAUAAAAACGAUGCAUUACUUCUGAUUUGGGUCUCAAAGCUUUCCAGAUAAGUCAAUUUUUAAUUCUGCUUAGGAGUUUUUUAACAGUUUGUUCCAAAAUGGAGUUGCACCCACUGAUUGGUUCUGAUUGACCCUUGGGUCUGUCUAUAUACAUAACAAAGAUGAAUAUAUAUUUGUUCUACAUAUCAACAUAUAAAACAUGUAACAUUUCCUUAUUUGUUAUGAUACAAAUGUAUGAUCUUUUUCUGCAUUUUGCCUUCUUCGUCAAAGGAGUUUGCGAUGAAGAAGAGGGGUUCACCACUUCCAACACUAUUUAGAAGAAAAGGACAACAUAUUUUAGGCGAAAAAAAUGGCUGAUUUUGCAACUAUUGUUAUUGUUAGUACACAAACAGCAGUGUCGACAAAACACAUGGGUUAUUAUAAGACGCCCAAUUAGACUAUCUUUGUGUAAAAUAAAAAUAACGUAUAUGAUGUUUUAACAUUUAUCCUAUUGAGCCACAAAGUUCUACAUGAUUGAUGUUGACUUACUGCACCAGUGCAGGAACAGGGAGAUUUAAACAUAUAGGAAGAUAAAAUGCCUCUCCCUUUCAUUCCCAAUGUGCUGACACAGAGCAGAUAUACAACAAUUCCUUAUAUUAUGCAGACCUCCUAAAACCUUCACAGGACCCCUUUUAUAGGAGCUGGUGUAGUAAAAUGUAAUGGGAUGUGAGUUCAGGACUUAAUGCUAAAACAAAGUGCUGCCAGUGAGGGAGAAAUAGGUUGCACAUUAAAAUGUAAAUCAAAUGGAUAGUGUUUAGGCUUUUAAAAAAUACAUAUCCCCACAUCGCACAUUAAGCGAGGCCCGGGAGAGGACGUAGUGUGGCCUUGAAUGCCACAGGAAGUUUUUCGUCUCACUAUAAAGCCAUCUAUCUGUGUGUAGGCUCGUGUGGGUGUGUCCUUUCGCAUAUCUCCGCACGCGACACGUUCGGUAUUAGUAAACAUUGAAUAAACAAGUGACCGCCUCUCCGUUUAACAGCGGGGGGCGGAGCCUCAGCGCUCUGCAGACUGAUGCCUUUGUGCGUACUCGUAGCUCGCGCGCCACCUGCGGAGGCUCGAGCUACUACGGUGUCACGCAUGUCGACUGCAGCAGCCGUGACCUACAUUUACAGCGCUUCCUUUUGCUGCUGGGUGCUGGAGGUACAGUCUGAUAACGUGACCGAACUCUUCUUCACUUCCCCUGGAGUCAACAGCAGCGGUUAGCUAACAGGAAGCAGAAUGGAAGCCGCGACUUGUUCACGUGUUGUUCCCCCGUGCCGAUCUGCAGGUUUGCCAAACCAAAGGCCCGACCUGCUGUUCCAAGAAAAUGGAGGAGCGGUAUCAGGUAGCCGCACGCAGCAACUUGGAGUCCGGUCUGCAGGUUGUCAGUGCUCAACUCAAACGUCUCAUCAUCCAGAAUGCCGCCAUAUUCCAAGAGGCCUUCGACCUGGUGCUGCGUCACGGCCGUAACUUCACGCUGGCCAUGCUGAAGUCGGAGUUCCCGGGUCUUGGGGGUGGAGCCCAGAGCUCCGUGGGGCAGCUCUUCCUAGACAUGUCGCUCUACAUCCUGGGCUCGGACUCCACGGUGGACCACAUGGUGGCGGUGCUCUACGGUCGCCUCUUCCCCCUGGCCUACCGCCGCCUGCUGGGCGGCGUCGCGUCCGCUUCGUCCGAGGAGUGUGUGAGAGGAGCCUGGAAGGACUCGGGAGCAUUCGGCCCGUAUCCCAAACUGAUGAUGACCCGUCUGUCUCGCUCUCUCCUGGCCACGCGCGUCUUUCUGCAGGCGCUGAACCUGGGCAUCGAGGUGGUCAACACCACCGACCACCUGCGGCCCGGCCGGGACUGCGGCCGGGCCCUGCUGAGGCUGUGGUACUGCCCGCACUGCCAGGGCCUGCUGGGGCCGCCAGCCUGCCGGGGCUUCUGCCAGGCGGUGAUGCACGGCUGCCUGGGGGGAGCGGCCGAAGUGCAGCCGCACUGGAGGAGCUACGUAGAUGGACUGGGGAAGCUGGCCGGUGCCAUGAGGAGGGAGCAGGACAUGGAGGCCGUCGUUCUUUGGCUGCCUUCCAUGAUCAAACAGGCUCUCAAGCACGCCAUAAGCGCCCGCACCCGCCUCACUGCCCUGGUGAGCGGGAUGUGCGGACAAACUCCUCAGCGCGCCUCCCGCUCGGUGGGAUCUCCUCCUCCGUCGCCUCCCGCCGCCUCCGCGGCCCGCAACCCCCGGCCCUCAUCCUCGGACUCUGACGAGACUCUGGGCGGCCUCCGCAGGGAGUUCAUAUCCAGCUUGAAGGGCUUCAGCUCCUUCUACAGUGGUCUCGGGGAGGCGCUGUGCAGCCGUGAGCCCGCUCCCGCGAACCACUCCCUCUGCUGGAACGGGCAGGAGAUGACAGACAGGUUUCCUGGGCCGGGCCUGAAGCGAUCGCACCCCGGCUCCGAGUCCCGAAGCAACAAGCCCCCUGAGCCGAUCAUCAGCCAGAUCAUAGACAAACUGAAACACAUCAACCAGUUGCUGCGGCUGGUGACCGUGUCUGAGAAACGCUGGAGAGCCCGGUCGCAUCGAGGCGGAGGUGGAGGCGGAGCGGACACGUGGAACGAUGAGGGGGAGGAGGGAUUCGAGAGCGGUGACUGCGACGACGAAGAUGAGUGCACCGGAGUGUCAGGGCUGGGCCCGCCGCCGAAGCACAAGCGGCUACGCAUCUUUGCAGACCUGGCCGAUAACCUGGCGAUGGACGACUUCAUCUUCCAGGAGCAGCUGCUGACCCCUCGCCUGGCCACGGCCGGGGCCGGCGGCGCCUCCUCACCUGCUGCUCCGCUGUGGAGGAGCCGCCUGGUCCCGAUGCUCCCCGUGGCGCUCGCUCUGCUCCUGCUUCGUCCCCACUGACCGGUGCAUUCUCACACUCUCUCUCCCCCUAGGAUUCAAUACCAACUCUGAGGAACUGGUUGGGGUAUCUUUUGAGUACGGUUCCCAGUAUAAAGUUCAGUGGCUCAUCAAAGGGAGCGUCAAAUAAUAAGUGCUACAUUUCUCAGCAAGAACCUGUUUUGUUUCAUUCAAAAUCACUGUCGGCCCUCAACAAAACCUGUUAAAGCACACCAGAUAAACCCACGGCGUCGUGUAAAUAACAAACUCCCACUUUGACUUUUGUGCCCUCUUGCCUCGCCUCCUCCCUGCUCUCCUACUGACCUCCGUGUGAAGACGGAGUUGACGGGUGGCCUCGUCAUCACACGGCUGUGUCAUGGACCUGCGAGUGAGGAGCUCCUUGGAGAACAGACACGCAACAGACCUUUUUUAAAAAUGCUCCCGGUCUGCAACGCGUUACUGCCCUGCAGAACCAAGUUGGAAGAAGAAGAAAAAACUUUUGCUACUCUCUUCUGUGGCAGUGACUGAUCUGCUGCCAGGACUGAGCUCCAGCUGGGGAGUUGCUGUGAACUCCUUAUCCCCAGAGGCUGAGGUGAAACCCUUAUUUAAACUUGCACUGUACCUUAAGAUGCCCUGGUACUACUUAAAGCUGCGGUAGCCACUUUAUUCAUGGAGUUAUUGGGCAAAAGAAAUCCAUUCUAAUCUUUCAGCAUUUUGUUAUUCGCCAGGGUAGGCAGGUUUCUGGAAAAGGCAAAAAGAAUGCCAGAAGAAAAAAAUACAGCGCUAAGCCCCUCCCACCAGAGGAGCACGUGCAUACGUACGAGUACUAGUCAUGCAUUUAAACUUUAAUGUUGAUCGUGAUUGGGAUCCCAAGGCCGUUGUUGUCUUUGGAAACGUGUGGGCCUAUGAAGACCUUUAAGAUGAGUUUCAGAGUUGGAGAGAAAAGGAUGCUAAUAGUUUAGCCUUCUGCUAACCGUAGCUGUGAGGUAGGAGCAGGAGGAUAAACAUCGACUCAACUCCGUCUUCCUUUGGUUCGCUGUGCAGUCGUUGGCAGUGCUGGAAUAGCAACAUUCUUUUGCAGGAUAUUCCGCCGUUGAAUCAGGCUUUCACCAUCUGAAGGGAAGUGCACGUGUAUCUGCAUAUGUAGAAGAGCCAAUAGGAACGCCCUCUCUCUGGAAUGACUUGUGAUUGGCCAAAGUUUGUUGUCACGCGCUCGAUUUUCUGAAGCCAGAAAACAAGAGCCACGGUCUAGUUUUCUUCUCAGACCACUUGAAUUAUAAUGUGCUGAAAGGUUAUUAUGUAAUUUUUGCCAAUGACGCCAAAAACAAACCGCCUCCACCAGCUUUACCCCCCCCCCCCCCUUAUCUCUCAUUGUUUGUGUCCUAGUGAUAGCUAAAUGAUCUCAGACUGAUUCCGUCAGCUCAAGUGUUCACACUCCCACCGUCAGUGUUUGCUUUCUAAUGCUGAUUUUUUUAAAGUAACAGCCCUAUAACAACAACAAAAGAUCAUAAAAGCCUAAAUCUCUAAAUCAGCCUGAUGACUGUACAGAUGUUUCUCUGUGUUGCUAUGUUUACAAAAAAAAUGUUUCUUUGAAAUAUUGGCCUAUUUCACAAGACUGUGUGGUGUGUGGGCUGGACUGUGAAGCAUCGCUGUGAAUUUUUGAGCUUUUUCUUUGGCACUGUGGGAAAAGCGAUGAGUAAUGUGAAAUAUAAAUGUGUGUAAUUUACUGAGUUGGUUUGCAUUGAGCUCACAUAUUCUCAAAGUCUGGCCUUUGUAUUUAAUUAUCUCUCCUUCUAUGUUCUGUUUGAAGUCAGAUUUAGUUUGUUUUGUGGGGUGAAAACUGGAUUCCAGCUCCUUUGUUUAGACUGGAGGAGGGGGGGGGGGGUGUUUGGAAAGACACUCAUUUAAAGCUGAAAGUGUAUCCGCUGCCGAGCACAGUCCGAAUAUCCACCCAUCCACCUCUUAGGCGUCCUAAACAGACACACAGCACAAAGCACAGGUGUAACUGAGAACAACAACGGUGGCUCUGUUCCAUUCAGGUGUGGUCCGGUCAGGGAUCCAGCAUGCAGCAGAGUACCCAGAGUGCACCUCAACAGAACGCAGCCUUCAUUCAUGUUUUAUGCUACACCUGUUCUAGUCAUGAGACAUGUUGAGGGUUGAUCAGAACCAAUGCCCAGUCGUAAAAUAUGGUGAUUUUUUGGUUUCAGUUAAAUGCUGAUGAGGAAAUGUAUAAUAAACUAAACAUGUUUUA